Trypanosoma grayi is the source of this 10374-nucleotide messenger RNA. RefSeq lists its product as hypothetical. Gene Ontology annotation, molecular function: protein binding. Lineage: Eukaryota; Euglenozoa; Kinetoplastea; Trypanosomatida; Trypanosomatidae. The transcript has a single exon. The coding region runs from base 1 to 10374 and encodes 3457 amino acids. The record is from RefSeq and is a predicted model, not a curated record.
AUGUCCGUCACGGCGGCAGUACCGAAGCUGCCCUCCAUAGGUAUGCGCGGCGCUAACAAGCAGCUCGCCAGCAGACAGGACUCUCAGCAGCAUUCUCCUGCGACGGAGCAGAAGACGCAGGCAACCUUCACUGUGUCACUAGACGAUACUUCGCCUUUGGCAGAAGAAGCACUAGAUGUGCUCACCUGUAGCGAGGAGGAUUUCCAGCAGUGCCUCGAUACAAUCAAGGAAUCUAUACAGCACGAAUAUGUAACGUAUCCCAAGAAGAGACGUGCAAAGGGCUACACAAAACAGCAGACGGCUAAGAUGCACGCAGAGCUUUUGGUCCAGCAGCAGGCUCUGGCGCAAGCAAGUGAAAAGCUUCAUGUAAUGUUGGAAAGUCUAGAACAGAGGCUCGAUGCGCUGCGUCACGAUGAGGCGGUUCUGCACGAGUACUACAAUACCCUUGAUGAGUUGAUUGAGCGUGGUGAGGAUGUGCUGCGCAAGAAGAAUCAAUACCACCGAUGGCACCGUGAGUUAAGGCGUGACGGUCCGCGCCAGCGCUAUGCCUCAGAGCGGAUGUUCCUCGAGCACCGCCAGGAGAGAUUGCAGGCUCUGUUGCGGGAGGCUGAAGAGGAGGAGUGCGAUAUUGCACCCAACGAGGCCGAAGACGGCGCGUUGGGACGGAACUAUCGCAUGGCCAACGUGGACGGGGGGAAGAUGGAAGAGGUGUACGAGGAUGCCACCUCUGGCAGCAGCCCUGAGGCGCGGCUGCGCAUGCGGGCACUUAGGCCGCUGCUGCAGAAGGUCCAGGAGACGCGCAUUGUACCGCCGCUGCCGCCAUGGGGUGUGUCAUCGCGGCUGCGGAAGGAACUUAUCCUCCCCUUCUCGGCCCGUGUGCUCGCGCUGAAGAUGGAUGAGGGCAACAAUGCAGGAGACCGAUUUGUAGAGUGGUACAUCAACACUGUUAUUGAUCCCCUAGCGAUGGCACAGCUUGUGGAGCUGGUGCCCCGCGAGUACCUCGUGACGACUACCGUACGGCUCGCAAAGGCCUGUGAUACCUAUGUGCACUUGCGGCAGGCGCAGUCAUUACCGGAUGUGUCACACGUUGUUCUGCAGGCCGUCGCGGAGGGACGCCCGGACGCCGUCGCGUCGCUUGUGCUUUCACCGUCUGGCUCCUUCCUCCGCGCACUCGAGAGCAAAGAGCAUACGGGGAUCAUCUUCUUCGCGGCACUGAUAACUGGACAGGUAGAGGUACUGCGGCGUCUUAUGUCAGUCGGCUUCUACAAUAUUAACGCCCUCCUUGUGUGGCUCUUUCUGAAUCCUAACACCGCCGAUCCGUUUUACGUGAAGUAUGUGACGCAACUGAUGUCCACUGUGAGGAGGGUUCUGCAGAAUGAGGUGCAGCUGGUGCAGGACCUUCUCAGUGACACGCGCCGAAGUUCACUUGAGGACGAUUUUGUGGAGACAACUCAUAUUGCAUUGGAGACGAUGAAUAGCGAUUGGAACGCUGAUUUGCUGACGCACAGUAUGUGUGAAAAGCUACGCCGCUUCCUACAGGAUUGCUAUUCGUUGAAGAAGCAGGGUGCACCCCUGCAUGGAGAAGUCGACGCACCCAGCACUGAUGCGACAGCAGUGCCGUCACUCACGCCACCCUCGGUUGCAAUGACGACAAGCACACAUGCCAAGGUGCAGGGCCCUCCAUCAACGCUUUCCUCCACUCCCGAGGCGUCAUUUUCGUUUCUCCUCGGCAGGAAGAAGCUUGACCGCCUUCAGCUGUCGGCGAUGAAGUGCGCGGUGCUUCCUGCCGUCAGCACGUCUGUUAUGCGGCGGGUAGGCACGUGUGGGUACACACCACUACAGCCAACAACAGCGCACCUCCUCCUCGUGGGUGACACAUCCACCGUGAAUGCGCAUGUUGUGCGCCUUCCGCCACAAUACACGACGAUGUGGUCUGAUGAGGACCCGACAGAAAAUACGCACGCGCGGCGUCAGCGUGAGCGGCGUGAAGCAUCACAAAGUUCUUCAAAGGGUCUGAGCUUCUACUACGAGGCGCACAUCUCUUUGAAAUUUCUCCUCAGCGAUGUUCCUGCGGGAGCGAACGCAUUCGCCACACUUCCGUCAUCGUCGUGGUGCCGCAUGGAGGACAUGCCACCGCCGCUGCAGACCUCCAGUGUGUUCGUUGGCUGGUGCUCAGAGGAGCACGUGGCGGCUGCCGAUGGGCACUCGAUGCUGCCACCGCUCGGCAGUGACUGCCACUCGUUGGGUAUCUCCUUUGACGUGCUGCACCGCUCUAGAAUAGGUGCCUCCACGGAGGAGAUUAUACUGCGCCCAAUGAGGCACACAAUGGGGCGUGCCACUCCCUUCAUGUCAGUGGAUUCUGAGUCAUGUGAUCAGGAUGCGGAGCGGAGUGUGACGGAUCGAUCAGUGUUGCUGUUGCGAGUGUUGAAUGAAGACUCUGGGCUAUUAAGCGGUGGUGAUUUGGGUCAAUUUUCUAGUGGUCCCUUCUCGUCACCGGUUCACGCGUCGAUGCCGUCAGUUUACUCAUCGUCGUUCCGCGUGUCUUCUACUUCAGAGGCUUCCGAGACAGCACCUACCGUAUCGGUUGGGAGAGAGACAGUUGUUCCUACCGCCAGGCUAAUCAGGAGGACCAUGGAAAGCAGCGAGAUGGAUUUUUUAGGAAGUGGCUCGUCGCAUGGGAACGACGCUUUCGCCAGCGUUCCGGUUGUGCUUACGGAUGUGCCGGUGUACAGUUCGCUCGCUCUUGUCGUUGGAUGUCAAGUUGAUUUCGCCAGUCGCCGCGCGUCCUUCACAGUGAAUGGAACAUCACUUGGCACUGCAUUCACUGCGUUGCCGUCGCCAGUGGAACUUCGGCCCGCUGUGAGUCUUCAGGCCUCCAAAGGAAUCACAACGCUUCUGCAGCGCGAGAACCCCGCUGAUGCGGUGAUUAUCCGCUUCGUAUUUGCCAAGGAUUUACUUCUGGCGCACCACCUGGCGAUGCAGGAUGGCCUCCAAUUUGAAGAAAUGUUUUCUAUGGGAAGGACGAAGACUCCGACACCGGCGACGAUGUUAACAACGGCAUCGAAAGAAGUGAGUGAUGGAGAGGGAGAAGGAGAUGAAGAGGAAAGGAAGAAAAGCAGUGGUGAUCUCAUCCCCGGUGUGCUCCCGAUCACACACCCUCUACUGUUUGACGAGAGCAUGACGCAGUGCGCCCUUAUUCGGCUCCUCACCUGCGCAGAAGCCACCCUCCCAGGCGAUGGGGAGGAUGACGAAAUCCUGCGGAAUGAGAAGGAGACCCUCGUGCUGGGAUCAGCGCUGCGCGUGACAGCUUUGUCUGUUCGACAGUUACUAAACACGACAUCCUCUUCGGAAAGUCUGCUGUUCUUUCCCUCUGUACUGGUGAAGCGCCGCAGUGACGAUGAGGAUAAGCAAUCAAACGGUGUGACAAUUAUUCCGGAGGAUGCCCCAUUGGUGCCGCUGUGCGCCGCACUUGCAUUGAGGCAGCGCAUUCCGGCUUAUAAUAUUGCUCAGCAUCCAUUCACGGAUUUUAGUAGCACUGAUGAAUCAAGUAUACGGCAAAGACGCAUGUCAGUGCUUGCCGCCGCUACGUUAGGCUACGAAGAAGUACUCUACAUUUUGCUUGAGCGUAUAUCUGUUUAUGAGCUCAUUGCAAUGUUCACCCUCAAGCAUACAAACAAUGAAACUGAAAAUGCGGCGCCGGUGGUAAAGGGUACUAGAGUAUUUUCCACCACUAGCUGUCGCACCGUCAACAAUGCGACGAUGCUGCACCGUGUCGAGUACACCCCACUGCACUGUGCCCUUCUUGAGGGUCACCAGGAGUGUGUGCAUCUGUUACUAUAUUACCUGAACCACACACUUUCUGAAGAGUACCGACGGCACGCAGUAAAUGUCAUGACACGUAGCGGUGAGACGGCGCUCUUAAUUGCGUGUCGACACGGUUACACAAGGAUCGCCAAGCGGCUUCUUGCAAUGGGUGCCUCACCCUCCAGUUUUGACCGUAUGAAGCGAGCGAACUGCCUUGAGCUUGCCUGUGCAAGUCGCAGCGAGGAGAUUGCAAGAAUGUUACUGGAGACCCCAGACUACCGAUCACAACUCCUUGUAAACCACGCAGGUGUGGCGUCGCCUCUUUGCUGGUGUGCGUUGAACAACAUUGGCUCCCUUAUUCGUCCUCUGCUCGAGAGCGGCGCAAACCCAAACGUAACCCUAGAUGGCCCCACACCGCUUUUGUUGGCUGUGACAUUUGGCAGUGUGGAUGCGGCGCUGCAACUCCUUGAGUGCUGUGACGCGGCAGUAAGCAGUUUGUCAUCAGACGCUUCAAGCCGCAAUGUUUCGAACCAAUCGCGCGUGACGGAGACAGCCAGCGAUGUAUCUUAUGAUGCCAGCGCAAAGCGAACACUCGCCGUGUUGGACAUCGACGCACUGGACCCACGCUCGCAGUGCAGUGCGCUGCAUAUUGCAUGUGAACUUGGGCAGCUAGAGGUUGUUCUCAGCCUUAUUGCAAAGGGGGCUUCGCUAAACCUGCAGAGUAAAUUGACCUAUGCCAAUCCAUUGCAGAUGGUGAUCAUGAAUGGCCAUGAGAAUCUGGCACUUGAAGUGCUCGAGUACGCCAAGGACAAGCUACGGCGUGGCUUUAACGUACUGGACAUCGCCGCCAUUGAUAAGAAUGCUGACACCGCCCUGCACCACGCCGCACGGGAGGGCAUGCUGCCAGUAAUUGAGUACAUCAUGUUGCAGUUCAGCGAUGAGGAAAUCACACGACUCUGUGGCAUCCGCAAAUUCGCGAGGCGUCCUAAUGCGAUGAGUGUUGUGGCGACAAACCGUAUGGGCCGCACGCCGCUUCUUGUGGCGGUGCAUGCACGCCAGGAGGCGGCCGCGCAGCUCAUCGCGUCGCUUAUGCCGGAAUAUUUGCCGAACCCCGGAGGGCCAGUUAUUGAUGGCACAUGUGUGGCUCUUCUUACCAGUGACUCAGAGGGGCUUGAGGGCUUGACCCUCUUCUUGUUGUCACACCCACGCUACAUCGCUACGGAUGCCUUCCGCGAGAAUUUUUUUAGUCGUUAUAACUCCAAGCGGCUGCGGAUGGAUCAGCGCGAGGAUGGCACCGUCAAUGUAGAAGAGGACGAGAGGCGUCGUGUGGGGUUUCAGGACGCGAAGGAAGACAAGAAGAGGCAACGGAAAAAAUCGCGCGUGGCAGCCGGCGCGCGCCGAGAGCGACAGCGACAGGGAACGCACGUCACGGCGACGCUUAUUGCUAGAGCAAGCAUCACGGCAAUGUGCUCCGCGGGAGGGAAGAGUGCAGCAAAUGAACCGCAAGGAACAGCACUGUCGCGCCGGCGCAGUUCGCAACGAUCAAGAUCACCUCGGUCAGCAAGGCAGCGACGACGCAGUACUUUUGUACAAAUGCUCUUGGCCAAGGGUGGUAGCGGCCCCUCCACGCACAAGGCUAUUGAGUUCCUUGAACGUGGUUUCUCCCUCCAGGAGUUGUAUGCAAUGGUAGAUACCAUCUCCUCUGAGACUUCGCGAACGUCGCAGAGUAUGACUGCCAUGCGGUACGCAGACACCAUAACCAGUUUCCUUUUCGAGUACGGGGAUGUUCGGGUCGCCUCUAGCGAUGCAGUGAUAUUUGCACGGAAGUUACGUGUCGCCCCGACGUUGGUGAAAGGCGUUGACAACACACAGCUAGCCGAUGCCAAGGCAAAACUAUUAGAGAUGCGCACGCUUUGUCGGGAGCUUUUCUCGAUCGUCCGCACUCGUGGGCACCGCUCAGAGUGUGUGGAGGAUAUGCGUCACAUGAUCGUGGAGCGGGGUCUCGUCGGUGCCGCUCUCACCGAGGAGGUGACAUCACCUUUUGGCUACACUUUGCUUCAACUGGCCGCCUCUCUGGGAUUGCCACAUGUGUGCGCGUUCCUGCUUGGCGAGUGUGAGAUGGACCCGUUGUAUGUUCCACCACCACAUCAUGGGGUGCAUACCGCCUCCAAGUGGUUGGUAACGCCAUUCCGCCUUGCGGUGCGCUCUAUUAAUGUGGAGACGGUGUCGGUCUUUUUGUCUGUGGAGCCUCCAUCUGGUGGUGUUCAGGUGUUGCUGGAGCACAGGGAACUUCUUGAGGCUGACGAUAUGCGGCAGACAGUACUGCAGGAACUUGUGUGUAUGGAUUUUGAUACGCUGGCGCCGGAGGUUGGAAUGGACGCGUUGCACGUGCUGCGCCUCCUACUGCGGCACGGGGCGGUUGUACAGGGCAACUAUGACGCAGGGGGAAACGAUGCAUGGUUACUCGUUGUGCGUGCAUCGCCAGGAAAAGGCACCAAGCUGCAGGUGUUUUUUGAUGAGCAGAUGGAUUUGGGCGAUGAAGGUGACGACGACGACGACGACGACGACGAUUCGUUGACAGACGAGGAUGACACUAACGCUGGCCAUAAAGACAAGGGUUUGAGCUCCACAGCUGUGGCUACCGCAAAGACGGGGCGGCCGCAAAGCAUAGAGAGCGCUUCAACAGCGGUCCCGUACGCCAGUGAGGUUGGCUCUAUUCUUCCCCUUAAGAUGGCAAUGAUAGGCAAUGGUGGUGGUGGCAGUAGCGGUAGGGAUGGCGUGGGAAACCCUCGUAUGCGGCGCAACACAUACUAUGCGGAGCUCCUAUUUCUCUGCGCAGAGCACAACCCACAGUCUCUCGUGUCACUGCUUGACCAUUACCCUGGCGUUCUCUCGCCCUCUUUCAUCCACCCUCUGACAGGCGACACGUUGUUACUAUUCCUUCUCCGAAGGGCGGCUAACAUAUACGCAGCUGAGUGCGGCGCAGAAGCCCUUCUCACAUGCGAAACAGGUCGUGAAGAUGUGGUGCAGACCGCACAGCGAUUGAUAUCGGAAGCUGAUCCGACACAGACAGCGUGCGGGGAAAGCUCGUCAUACCGUGACCCAUUCACUAUUCCAAACGUUCGAUGUCUGCUGCUAGUUGUGGAACAGUUGCUGCGGAAGUUUCACUUCAGCAACAUGUACUUUAUACACAACGAUGGGCAAACCGCGCUGGCGGUGGCUGCAUGCAUGAGCUACACCACACUUAUCGCGCUAAUUGUGUCUCCCGGUACUAGAAGUCCGUCGAUGGGUACGCCAACAGAGAAGCCCAACCGAAGCACCGAGCAUAUCAGUAUGGAGUUUGGCACCCAGUCAAGCCUUACCUAUACUUCCUCCGACGCACAUAUCAUCAAUGUGGAGUUAAGGCAAAACUUGGUAAACUUAAACUGCUGGAUGAUUCUUGCCACGCGGUUGUACUACGCUGAAGAAGACAUGGAAACGGUACUUACUAUUGUACGCCAUCUGCCUGACACAGAAACGAGGUUGUCCUUCCUUUCGAUGGUGUACUCUAAUCUGCACCCCAUUGUCGCCCUCCGUGUUGCAGUGUUGUAUGCAAACGAUGUGAAGCGUAUUCUCAUGCAGCCAGAGGCCGUUAAUGCUUUUUGGUGUAAUGUUCUCUACACCCAGUAUGUCGGUCGAUUAGAUGAAGUGGCUGUGACGCCAGCUCAGUGGAACUCACUCCUAAGUGUGCUGCUUCCCACUGCCUCGGCUGUACCAAUCUAUUUGAUCAAAGCGGCAUCAUCUUUUCUGGCAUCCACAUCGGUAGAUACGCUUCUGCCUUCGUCAACAUCCUCUCUAAUUCCUGCUGCAUCAGCGACACUGAAGGAGAGGACGGCGAGUGUCCGCAGCAGCAACAAUUGGAAAUCCAUUCUUAAGAGAACGGAACAGUACACCAGGCAGCUUGUAGCAGCGGCCGUGUACGUGGCAGCCCCGGCGUCAGCUAUUUCCACAUCUCAUGGAGGUGGUAUUGGUGGUGUAAUCCCGAAUUCUCAGCGACACGUCUUGACAGCCAUGGCGGCCCAUUUCUACGAGAUCAUUGAACUAUCAGUUCGCUUUGACAAUGCCUCACUUCUGGCGAAUCUCAUGGAUACGGCGCCUGAAGAACUACGUACCUGUGUCAAGCAUGUCUGGCGUAACUUGAUGGAGGAACACCAAUUGGAAGUAAUUGCCAUCGCCGCUGGUAGCGUCAGUGUGCUAAAACUCUUCUCCGAAUUGCCUGAAACAUCCGCAUACAUUUUCACUGGCCGUUACAACCGCAUCGACGCCGUUACGGGUCUUACUGAAGGUGUAGCUGUGAUGGAGAAUGCAGGUGUAGAAGUGCAACACCAAGGGUCGCGUAACUCUAUGUCAACAAUGAGCAUUCAGCCGGGGCGUAGUGGCGCAGCGGAGCUGUUGUCGCAUUCCUCAACACCGCGUAGAAUAGGUGAUAGGACGGUGAACGCCUCCCCUGAACCCAAACCGAACAGUAAAAGGAUUAAGGAGAGAAGGCACACAACAGUAAACCUUUUGUCUUUUGCCGUCAGCGAGAACGGUACGGACGCGAGUAAGGCGCAGGCCGACGACGGGACGGGUGAGGCCGGGCUUCAGUACAUGGACGUGAUGACGGCAGCCCGCGAGCGGACGACUGCCUCCGCAGUGAUGUGGGGCAUCGGUGCCGCUGCACGGCCUGUGGCACUCCAAGACGGCUCUAAAACAAGUGAUUAUACCCCCGUUCCUCCGCAGCAGUCUUCUUCAGUUGGAGAAGUCAAGAAAAUAAGCAGUGUAAUUCUUGUGGAUUCAGUUGGCAUGCGGUCGCCACAUCCGGUGAGUCGCGAGGGUGGGCGGUCCCUCAUGUCGGGUAGCAGGAAGACGCCAAUGCCGAUGUCAGGAUCGGAGGUGGCGCGUGGCCCAUCGCGAACUUCUCAUCGUGCAACGACGCGCGAUGGGGCAGGUGAAUUGCCUCGCUACUUUGCCUACUAUCUCUGCGACUGGGCGCUUCACACCACACUAAUGCUUCGUGCGCCACAUCCAUCGUCGAAAGCAAUUGACACUUUGCUGCAUCUGAUGGAUGGCCGUAGCCCACUAACCGCCUCCGCAGUGCAGGUAUUCCUUGCCGCGUCGCGGCCGCUGAAUCAUUGGGAGUCGAGCGAUGGCCGGGUUCUUACCAUCAGCUAUGUGACACGAACUCACAGAGACACGAUCCUUCACCUCCUGGUGCAGAACGACCAGCUGCGGCUGGCACGGUACUUCCUCGCCGCCGCCCUGUGCUACUUUACAUGUUACCAAUACGACCCGCCAAGCACCAUGCCACCACAAUUCUCUACAGUUGACCUGCCCAAUACACAGAAGCAGGACAAGGCCUUGCAUAUGGAAAACACGGCGGCAAAUGAGGAGAAGGAUGUGGCAGAAGACGACGAAACCCAUCCCGCUGUGUUUCUACGUAGCAUGCUGCGUCUCAACAAGUACGGCCUCACGCCAUUUGACUAUGCUCGUGGGCCUAUGGUGUCGCUGCUCAUGGAAUACGGCUGUGUGCCACCAUCGUACCGCCCAAAUCCACAGGGAUUCUGUCGUGCGCUCCGCUUAGAAACCGGGCCUGCCGUAUUUCAGUCAGUUCCCCGGCUUCUACUCGUGUCCGCGAACUUCAUUGUACUUCGUGACGAAGCAGGGGGGAAGCCGACGAAACGCCAGCUGGAAAGCAGGUCAAAAGACAUCCCUGAUACGGCGCUGAUACGGAGUCAAACAUUUAGCCAGCAUGCCACCAGAACAAUUUUUUUACCGAUGUUACUCACGGAUGACGUGAGUCUCCUACAUCUUGGUCUUUGCUCCGCCGAUGAUGAGCUCGUGCUGCAGCAGAUUAAUGACAAGCGUCAGCAGCAGAUUAGAAGUAUACAAGUGACGCCGACACCGCGAGCAUCACCGAUGCCUCCGACGCCUUCUUCAACGCUCCACUCGCAACGACAGCGAAAUAUGAACAAGUCCUGGAACUCCACUUCAAAGAAUGCAACCCUCACGGAAGCCUUGGGCACGCGCAGAAGGUCUGACAAGGAGCUCCCGACUGCACUGAAGCUUCUCGAUUUGCUACGCGAGCGCGGCUUCAUUGCGUUUCCCCUUCUUCUUCCCAUAACGGAUGAAAUGGGCUUCCCAACAGACGACGCAGCGAAUAAAGACGGCACAGCAAUCCUUGUCUCCCUAACGCCAAUGGCACUUGCCGGUCUCACAGGCGCAGUCAAGCGCGCCGACGGCUCCCCUUCUCCGUCACCAACGAAGCGCCGCUCAAGCAGCCCGGCUGUUCGCCGUGGCAGAAACAGUGUGACCAAUGACCAGCUGCCAACGCUUUCACGCUUUACAGCAACAGCGGAGAAAGAACGCCAGUCCGCCGAGGCACUGGAAGCGUGGACAACAGCACGGCGCGGCGCCAAGCCCACUGCACCUGGUAAAAUACAGAAUAUGAAUGUGCUUCUCAAAGCGCUCACAAGUGGUGCUAUAGGCCGUGCGAUUCGCUCCCUCUCACUUAUCACCGCACCGUCGUACGAGAAGCGCAUGUGCGUUUAG